Messenger RNA from Dicrocoelium dendriticum, 483 nucleotides. NCBI's taxonomy places the organism in Eukaryota, Metazoa, Platyhelminthes, Trematoda, Plagiorchiida, Dicrocoeliidae. The record is from the annotation of a GenBank genome assembly.
AUGUCGAACGGUGAACUUUUAUCAAUGAAUGACAGAGACUUACGCGAAGCCUUCAUCCUGUUUGAUGUAAAUCGAGACGGUCGGAUUACUGCAUCUGAACUUCAGUCAGUUCUCAAUUUCCUCGGUAUCCCCACCUCACCCUCCGAAGUCGUUCAAAUGAUCAGAGACGCCGAUUGCGAUGGUAAUGGAACUGUAGAAUUUGAUGAAUUCUUACGCAUGAUGCGGCGGUACGCGCAGUCCCAACGACCAAAAUCUCCUGACGAAGAAUUGCGGGAGGCGUUUAAUGUUUUUGAUCACAAUCAGGAUUCGGUCAUCGACUUUGGUGAAAUAAAACGAACGAUGCACUUCCUCGGCGAAGCAGUCACGGAUGACGAGGUACGAGAGAUGAUCAGGGAGGCAGAUCGGGACCGAGAUGGUUUAGUCGAUUUUGAAGAAUUCAAACACAUGAUGAAGCUGUUGCGAUCACGGGAUUCACACUCUUAG